CUCGCACAAACAAACACACAGACAGACGCACGAACAAUCUGUCGAUCAGAAAUGGGAAUCAGAUUCAUAUUGAUGGUGAACAAGCAAGGGCAAACCCGUCUCGCCCAGUACUUUGAAUACCUCACUCUCGAAGAAAGACGAGCCCUUGAAGGCGAAAUCGUCCGCAAAUGCCUCGCUCGUAACGACCAACAGUGUUCCUUUGUCGAGCAUCGGAACUACAAAAUCGUGUACAGGCGAUAUGCUUCGUUGUUCUUUUUGGUUGGGGUUGACAAUGAAGAAAAUGAGCUUGCAAUUUUGGAAUUCAUUCAUCUGUUAGUCGAAACAAUGGACCGCCAUUUUGGCAAUGUGUGUGAGCUGGACAUCAUGUUCCAUCUGGAGAAAGCACACUUUAUGCUAGAGGAAAUGGUCAUGAAUGGGUGCAUUGUUGAGACCAGCAAGUCUAACAUUCUUACUCCGAUACAGCUGCUGGACAAAGCAUCUUAGUCAGUUGGGCCAAUGUUUUAACAAUGCCUUGCUAUCACUGUGACUUCCUUUUCUGAUACUCAUUGGCAUCAUAUAUAUCUAAUUGUUGUAGUGCCUACUGUGCAUUGAGCUAAACAAAUGGAAUGCUUUCCAUUAGAGUGGAAUAAUCUAAGGGCUGUGGAUUUGGUUAGCAGAAAACGUUUAGUCGAUUCAAUGAGUUGUAAUUGAACCGACUGUUCUGAAUAUAUUGAGAAAAAUUGGCA
Messenger RNA from Ilex paraguariensis (yerba mate), 725 nucleotides. NCBI's taxonomy places the organism in Eukaryota, Viridiplantae, Streptophyta, Magnoliopsida, Aquifoliales, Aquifoliaceae. The record is from the annotation of a GenBank genome assembly.